Messenger RNA from Coffea eugenioides, 1335 nucleotides. Its product is annotated as dof zinc finger protein DOF4.6-like. The transcript is spliced from 2 exons. Lineage: Eukaryota; Viridiplantae; Streptophyta; Magnoliopsida; Gentianales; Rubiaceae. Gene Ontology annotation, biological process: regulation of DNA-templated transcription. Gene Ontology annotation, molecular function: DNA-binding transcription factor activity; DNA binding. Bases 94 to 1017 code for a protein of 307 amino acids. The record is from RefSeq and is a predicted model, not a curated record.
UGGAAAGUGGAUGAUUUUCCUCUCUUUCUUUCAAGACUCUCUGCAUAGCCUUUGCCUUUUUCUCUCUAUCUUUUUCUGCCUCUUAAUUUCUCAAUGGAUACUACUCAGUGGCCACAGGGCAUAGGACUGGCGAAACCAAUUGAAACGCCGAAGCCAGCUGCAGCCCUAGAAAAGAAGCCAAGACCGCAAAAAGAGCAAGCUUUGAACUGUCCGAGAUGCAAUUCUACCAACACCAAGUUUUGUUACUACAACAAUUAUAGUCUCACUCAGCCAAGAUACUUCUGCAAGACUUGUCGGAGGUACUGGACCGAAGGGGGCACUUUACGAAAUGUGCCAGUUGGAGGAGGAUCCAGGAAAAACAAAAGAUCAUCAUCCAGUACUACUUCAGUUUCGUCAUUACCACCAGCUUCAUCAUCAGAAAAUAAGAAGCUUCCGGAUCUGAGUCAUCUUACCAGUACCGCACCUGGUUUUUCUCAAAACCCUAAGACUCCUGAGGGCCAAGACCUAAAUCUAACUUAUCCCCCCGUACGAAACUACAGUGCCAGUUUAUCCGGCCUCAUGCAGUUGCCUAAUUUUAACGAAAACAAAAACCUUGAUCCCCAUCUCGGUAAUAUUUCAUCAUCCAUAUCCCAUGUGCCUGCAGCAGGCCUAGAGUUUCUGAAGAGUACUAGCGGAAUAUCUACAGGGGGUUUCAGCUCUUUACUGUCGAUGCCUCUUUCUGAUUCUAACGCAAUCUACUCAUCUUCUCAACAACUCCCUAUGCAAGAAUUUAAGCCAAAGCUCAGUUUUUCUCUGGAUGGUUUUGACAACAACGGCACUGAUUAUGGAAGUCUACAUGGGGUUCAAGUUGCAGAAAAUAAUAAUAGCUCAAGACUCUUUCUUCCUUACGAGGAAUUGAAGCCACUCUCCUCGGUGACUUGCGACCAGUAUAACGAGCAUCAGCAGAAUAGAGGGCAGGAGGGAGAAUCUGCUCCUAAUGGAUACUGGAGCGGGAUGUUAGGUGGAGACUCGUGGUAAAUCGUAGCAGUCAAUGCCUGAAAGAAGUAAAGAGUAAUCAAAAGGUGGUGCCUUCAUGAUCCCUUAUUUAAUCUCAACUGUUUAGUGACUUAUUCAGCUGUUCGAAGUGUGCUAUCAAAUGAACUAACAGAUAGAGGCAUCUUCUUCUUUUCCUUUAUUUUUUUUUUGGGAUUGGGGAAGGAGGGGGUGUUCUCUUUGUCAUCAUCUUGUCCUUCUUUCUGUGGUUUCUCUUUUUUGUUUUUCAUUUUUUUUGAUCUGUUCUUUUUUUUGGCCUAUGCUACUAUUAAAUUGCUCUGAGUUUUCAUCAUGAUGAUAAGA